UCUCGUUGUCAUCGAUUUCAGUUCGACUUUGCUAGGAAUGCGGAAAAAUUUUAAAGUUUUCUCGACGUUUUCCACGGAAAUUAUAAUUAUAAAAAUUAUAAAGCAUAUUCUACCUUAAGCUAGGAUGUAUUUAUUGUUCGUUAUCAGUGCCAUGUGUUUCUUGAUGGCAUUUUCGUCGAAAAUAGCCAAAUUGAUCCUUCCUUUCGUCCUGCGGGAACCUACUCAACUGGUACGGCUUCGCGCUCAAAUCGAGCAGGCCCGCCGUGAGCUUGCAAAGAUAUCGAUGCGCGAAAACUAUCUCGAGUACGUUCACAAGGAGCGUGCGCUGGUUCAGCUGGAAAAGGAAAUGGCAGCGCCGAUGGACAGCUAUAACAGCCGGAAGCUAAUCUUCGACUAUGGCAUCGGGUACGGGCUGUACGCUGUGCUGGCAUUGGGGCUUAUUGUGAUUUCGGUGUUCUAUCGAUAUCAGCCGGUGGUCGUUUUCGGGAGCAAUUUUAAUUUUGAACCAUUUGGCAAGGUACUCAAUUUCCCGACCGGAGUACCGAAUGCGGUGUCCACGGUUUUCUGGAUCGUGGUAAAUAAUUUCGUAGCUCGGACCGUAGUCGGGUAUGUUAAGUGAUAGGCAGACAAUUACAAAACUAGUUGACUAUUUUUAUUAACUUGAUUAAUUAUAAUUACUAUCAAACUUAA
Aedes albopictus (Asian tiger mosquito) is the source of this 690-nucleotide messenger RNA. RefSeq names its product guided entry of tail-anchored proteins factor 1. Gene Ontology annotation, cellular component: GET complex. The coding region runs from base 125 to 619 and encodes 164 amino acids. The transcript has 2 exons. Gene Ontology annotation, biological process: tail-anchored membrane protein insertion into ER membrane. The record is from RefSeq and is a predicted model, not a curated record. Gene Ontology annotation, molecular function: protein-membrane adaptor activity. Lineage: Eukaryota; Metazoa; Arthropoda; Insecta; Diptera; Culicidae.